Hyaena hyaena (striped hyena) is the source of this 3131-nucleotide messenger RNA. It is a transcript of the gene PNMA6E, whose product is annotated as PNMA family member 6E. The transcript has 3 exons. The record is from RefSeq and is a predicted model, not a curated record. Bases 100 to 1818 code for a protein of 572 amino acids. NCBI's taxonomy places the organism in Eukaryota, Metazoa, Chordata, Mammalia, Carnivora, Hyaenidae.
UCACACGGUUUCCGGCUGUGAGGCUGAGGCGACUUCUUCAGACCCUUCUGAGCGGGAGCGCGGAGUCAGCGGCCACCGAGCGGGAGCAGGUUCUCAGCAAUGGCGACGGCACUGGCAAUGCUGCGUGACUGGUGCAGGUGGAUGGGCGUGAAUGAGCAACGCUCGCUGCUCAUCCUGGGCAUUCCCGACGACUGUGAGGACCAGGAAUUCCAGGAGGCCGUGCAGGCUGCGCUACGGCCCCUGGGCACACACCGAGUGCUGGGCAAGGUUUUCAGAAAGGAGCUCGGAUCCAGGGUUGCUUUGGUCGAGUUUCCUCAGUAUUUAAACCGAAGUUUGAUCCCCCAACAAAUACCAGGCAAGGGAGGGCCCUGGACUGUGGUCUUCCUGCCCCAGGCCCCAGAGUCAGAGUCACAGGAUAGACCCAGUUUCCCUGCACAGGCCCAGAGGCAAGCAGGGUUUGGCCAGGCAGGUGCGGCAGAAGCGGGGGGUGAGGCAGGAGAUGGACGAGAUGGAGGCGCGGAAGGGGCUGCAGGCCAGGCCGGGGCUGAAGGUGAAGCCAGAGAGUCCGAUGAGGAGGGAGCUGCUGGUGACACGGGAAUUGCAGGGGUGACGGGAUCUGUGAGUAUGGCAGGAGCUGCAGGUGAGGCAGGGCCUUCAGGUGCGGAAGGAGGCGUGGGUGUGGCAGGAGCCAUCGAAACGGCAGGAUCCUGGACCCAGCACUGGCGCCUGGCCUGGCAGCCUGUGCUGGAAAGUAUGGCCUAUGUGGGCCUGAGAACCUUCUCUGGGCUGGAAGAGCCAGACCGAGAGGAAGGGUCCUUUGAGAGCUGGCUGGAUCACACCGGCGACAUGCUCUAUCUGUGGUGCCACGUAUCAGAAAGGGAGAGGCGGAGGCGGCUGGUGGAGAGCUUGGACGGCCCCGCGCGGGAUCUGGUGUGCGGCCUCCUGGCAGAGAAUCCCGACACCCCUGUGCAGGAUUGCCUGGCCGCACUGAUCCAGGUGUUUGGGGACAGGGACACCCGCAUGACCGCACGCCUGAAGUUCCUGACCUGUGCCCAGCUGCCCCAGGAGACCCUCCGUGCCUAUGUGAUGCGCCUGGAAGGCCUGCUGCAGUCGGCCGUGGAGAGUGGCGCCAUCCAUCCCGCCACUGCAGACCAGCUCCGCACCCAGCAGGUGCUGAUGCGGGCCCGCCCCAACGAGAUGCUCCAGGUCAAGCUGAAGAGGAUGCGGCUGGACCGGAGACCGCCUGGCUUCACGGGCAUGCUGCGGCUCAUUCGGGAGACCGAGGCGUGGGAGGCCACCUCGGCUAGGAGCGAGCAGUUCCAGGUGGAAGAAGGGGCCUGUGCGGGCACUGGGGGCCCGGCCGCUGCCUGGGCGGCCGCUGCCUGGGCGCCCCCGGCCAGCAAAGGUGCUUCCCAGGCUGCCCUGGCCAACCUAGGGGCCAGCGAGGCGGUUCCUGGCACUGCCGAAGCCUCUGCGGCCGCUCCUGAAACCCGUGAUGCUGCCAGGGCAGCCCCUGCCCCCGAGGAGGCCCCCAAGCGCUUCCCUGCCACUCAGGAAGAUGAAAAUGCUCCCACCUCUGCGGGCCCAGGUCAGGCAAGACCCUCAGAGGCGCCUGGGGGCCCCGGCCCUACCCAGAGGGGCAGCACUUCCAGGGAGGGCCCAGGAGGUCCUGGCUGUGAGCCAGAGGGCCUCGCUCAGGCAGGAGCCCAGGAGGCUGGGGAGCCCCUGGAGGAGGGGCUCACGCCCAUCCCGGAGGAGUCGGGAAACGAGGAUGGGGCUGGGGGGAUGAGCUCCCCCAAGUCCUCCUCGGGCAAAUAGGCUCAGAGGCAGGGGGAGGCCACGCCAGGGCAGCAGCCUCACCCCACAUGGAGGGAACAACCCACCGAGCCCAAAUUCCCAGGACCCCACCUUCCCAGGGCACCCCAGCCGCCACCGUCGGCCCUCCCAGCGGACCAGGACGACCAUACUUGAUGCGAGACGGGGCAGGGACAGGUGCCCCCUCCCAUGGCAGCUCCACACCCAGCGCCAGCCCCAAACGCUGCCAGUUCAGGCAGCCAGCCUGGGAAACACCCCUGCGUGGCUGGCCCUAGCCUCUGCGAGGGGCACCUGAAAAUGUCUGCCACCCACCCUGGCCUGGGAGAUGUUAGGGGCCGUCUCAAGGGUGCCAGCCCCUCGGGCCUCCCAAGAGGAGGUCGCUCGCUCACUGACCCCUGGAGCACGUUGCUCCAUGUUCUGGGAAGCCCACUUGUGUCUCUGUAGGCCCCUUAGUGACCCCCCGUGUCAAGUGGCGCUCCCCCUGCUCCCCCUACACACACGCUAGCUACCAUUCCCGUGCAGAGCCCCGAGGUGUGCAGGAGCCCGCGGUGGGUGUCCUGGCCUAAGGCAGCAGCCACCUCUCAGCCCGGGUGCGUGCCACGAGCUUCAGCGCGAGCCCAGGCUCUGCUCGCUCUCGUGCAGUGUCGUGAGCUCAACAUCUAUCUGCUUUCUUGGUGUAGAUUUAGGCCAGCCGCUGCUUGUUCUUGGGGAGGUGUGUGUGUGUGUAUGCGCGUGUUCUUAUCUGAGCAGCCGCCCCCACCCCGCCCCGGAGGCCUCUGGAGCCCAGUCCCAGGAGACGGCGGGAAGGGAAGGACGGAGGAGGGCGCGGCGCGGCUGGUGCUCACCCCGUGACCUCAGGAAGGAAGAACUGGACCAAGGACAGAGGUGGCCUGCGGGAGUCUCCACCAAAACCGCGCUCCGAUGUGCCACUCUCUUGUCACUUGUGACUCCGUUUCUUUGGCUUGUCCGCGUGUCCCCUGCUGCGUUUUCCAGAGUCUUGUGACUGUCCUGAGCAGGCCCUAGGCCAGGCCCAGGCCCCAGCGUGUCGGCCAGAGGGGAGGGUGCCCUGGAGUGAGGGUCCAUGGCCAGCGCCCGUCAUCCUGGCCAGAGGCCGAUCGUGGGGCCCUCAGGAGGGGAGACUAUGGCAGGAGGGCCACGGUGUUGGGGGGAAGACUGGCACCCCGUUUGGGGCCCCGAGAGGAGGGGUGCCGUGACCUGUGGGCUGUAGUGGCCGUUAGACGUUUCUGUCUGUGUUGUCACUCCCUCUCUUCACUAAGUGUUUAUGUUCAAUAAAGUUCAUUGAAUGUUUCAGCUGA